Molecule: messenger RNA, 1801 nt
Organism: Trichogramma pretiosum
Lineage: Eukaryota; Metazoa; Arthropoda; Insecta; Hymenoptera; Trichogrammatidae
Exons: 5
Coding region: 341-1135 (264 amino acids)
Molecular function (GO): N-acetyltransferase activity
Source: RefSeq, a predicted model, not a curated record
GCCAGUGUACGCGAUAACGUGUCAACAUAACGGUUGCCGCUGUUGCUGCUGCUUCUCGUCCGUCGGUGCUCUGGCGGCGAGUUUUACGAAUUAUCGCGCAGUGUGUGACGAUAGAUUCGCCGAGAGCCUCGAUGUAUGUGCGUGUGUAUGCGUGUGACCAGGCGCUAUACGCAAAUUAAUUUUCAAUUUUAUAUACACAGGCAUACACGAGCAUACGCUCGGCAGUAGCAGCGACAGACUCCGCUACUGUGCACAGGAGCGCGUAUCAUUAGUACUAUCGCGCCUGUCGCUAUAUUCGCGUGAUGAGUUUGAAAUUAAAUACGUCAUUAAUCGAAAAAAAAUGGUGGAUGAAAGUAACAACGAUGUCAAAAAAAGACAAACUAUUAAAAGCUGGAAUCGGCCGGAUGGGCCUUUGAACAUUUGGAGAAUAAUUGAGGGCGAAGAACAUCAGAAUGAUGGUACGAAGAAAAAAAUAAAAUUCUCCAUCCAAGAUAUUCCUGAAGAGCAUUAUCAAGACGUCAUAAAGCACAUGUGUGACUACUUUGUUGCCGAUGAAGUCACUUGUCAAUGUUCAAAAAUUAAAGAUGAUGAAGAAGCAUUGAAUGAUUUUCGGAUUUUGUGGGACUAUUUAUUGAAAAUAGGAAUCAGUGUAGCCGCCUACAAGCUUGAUUCGAACAAUCAAAUUCAAGAGCUAGCCGGAGUCAAUAUUCUUUUUCCAGUAACCGACGAAAUAGAAGAGGCAAUAGAAAAUUUUAUGAAAAAUUUCAAAUCUCAAGGCUCUCGAAAAAUAUUUGAAUUUAUGCAUGAUCUGAACGAAAAAGCUCCCGACGUUCGUGAUAUCUACAAAGUUGACACAUACAUUUCAGCGUUGGGUCUCAGUGUUCAUCCCAAUUUUAGAGGACAGAAACUUGGAGUCAGACUUCUUGAAUCAAGAACCGACAUAGGACGCAAAUAUGGGUUGACCGCAACUUCGACGGCUUUUACAGCACCGGCAUCUCAAAUACAAGCGGAAAGAGCCGGUUUCGAAACGGUGUUCGAGCAAGACUAUGCUUCAGUUCUUGAUGACGAAGGAUCUUUAAUUUUUCCCAAUAUUAAAUCAAAAUCAGUGAAAAUUAUGAUCAAAAAGUUGAAUUAAAUAGCCAAAUACAACAUCCACCUUUUUGAUUAUGUGUAAGAUGUAAAUACAUGUAGAUACGUACAUUAUUAAUGAUUAAUUUAAUGUAAAUAAUCAAGUUUUAUUAAAGUCAGAUGAAUGUAACUCUUAUUUUAUUAAAUUUAUAGCGAAAUAAUUUAAUAUAUUUGUUCUUUGUCUUGUAACAAGAUUUCGUUCACGUAUUAUCUGACGGUAUUUACAUGAAUAUUAAGUAUUGAAAGUAUCAAAUGAAAACUCGAGCAUCGACUUAAGUCAUCUUUUGUUAUUCGUGUUUAUUUAACUCUUCAUCGCAUAUGUUUGAGUCUUUGUGCUCUUUAUCUCAUUUCCAUAGUCUAUUGUAAUUGCAAAUACCGUUUAUUUUUAAAAUAACUAUUAUGCCCUUACAGAAUAAUCAAAGAAAUUUCGAAACAUAAAACGAAGUUCUCUUUUAAUCCAAUGCAUAUCAAUUCGAAAAAUAAUAUGAUGGGGCAAACUUACAGUCUGUUGGAUAGUGAACUACUAUAUGUACUUUUUCCGUAUUAAAGAAAUCUGAUACAAUAAUAACGUAGGAGAUAAAGCGUUCAUUCUUUUGUCAAUGUAUUUAUGUCAUUUUUUCUAUUUGUUAAAUGCCAUAUGUAUAUCCUGAUAAUAAAAUAAUCGGAUAAGCUA